Sinocyclocheilus anshuiensis is the source of this 2007-nucleotide messenger RNA. RefSeq names its product 14-3-3 protein beta/alpha-A. The transcript has 5 exons. Bases 2 to 592 code for a protein of 196 amino acids. Lineage: Eukaryota; Metazoa; Chordata; Actinopteri; Cypriniformes; Cyprinidae. The record is from RefSeq and is a predicted model, not a curated record.
AAUGAACGUGGUGGGCGCCCGCCGCUCGUCCUGGCGCGUGAUCUCCAGCAUCGAGCAGAAAACGGAGGGCAACGAGAAGAAACAGCAGAUGGCGCGUGAAUACCGUGAGAAGAUCGAGGCUGAGCUUCAGGAGAUCUGCAACGACGUGCUGGGUCUUCUGGAGAAGUACCUCAUUGCCAACGCUAGCCAGGCAGAGAGCAAAGUCUUCUACCUGAAAAUGAAAGGAGACUACUACAGAUACCUGUCCGAGGUGGCAUCCGGAGAAGCAAAGAAAACCACAGUGGACAACUCUCAGAAGGCUUACCAGGAUGCAUUUGAGAUCAGCAAAAAGGAAAUGCAGCCAACACACCCCAUCAGGCUGGGACUAGCACUGAACUUCUCCGUGUUUUACUAUGAAAUCCUCAACACUCCAGAGCAGGCCUGCAGUUUGGCAAAGACGGCUUUUGAUGAGGCAAUUGCUGAGCUGGAUACCUUGAACGAGGACUCCUACAAAGACAGCACCCUCAUCAUGCAGUUACUAAGGGACAACCUCACUCUGUGGACAUCAGAAAACCAGGGUGAUGAGGCGGAUGCUGGCGAGGGCGAGAACUAAAGGCGUUGCACUUCACUGUUAAAUCCACCUACACUCUUUAUCUUACACAUAUGCAGCCCAUAAUUCCCUGCUCCAUCCAGUCCACCUCACCUUUAUCCACCUUUCUGUAUGACGAGCAGCAUGAAUUGUACCUAACCUACAAGUUUGUACCCCUGAAGCCACGAGCGGCAGGGUGAAGUUUGGUUUUUCCAAGGCUGUCUCGAACAUGUCUUGUUUAUGUAUUUUCCCCCAGACGAGGGAAAAUGGUUGAAUAGUGGAAACUACUUCCAUCUUUUUCCCUUCCCAAAAUCCCUCCUAACAUUUUUAAAAGGCAUAUGUUCUUUGGUCUAGCAGGAUGUAAUGCGUUAUAAUGUCCCUCCCCACCCAUUUUUCCCUCCUCUGUCUUUUCUCUCCAAUAGUGUACUGGCAAUUGCUGGUUUUAUUCAAAAGGUUAUUAAACUCUCCAUUAAUUUAACAAACACUGUGACGUUUAGUUUUUCCUCCUGGAUAACUUGUGCUUACGAGUAGCAGUACAAUUCUGUUGCAAUCUCAUACAGAAGGGAUGAAAACAGGCUGUAUUGUGACACUGACUAACAUGCAUUACUAUUAUUGCUGUCAUGUGCGUGAUUUUGCAUAAACGGCUAACGACGACAAAAGGGACCCGAGGUUUGCCAUUCCAUGUCUAUACUCAGUUUUAAGUUUAAGACAUUCCAUCAGUAUGUGACCUUUCAUGAUUACAGACCUUUUGUGAACAAACUGGAGAGUUUCCUAAUGUGCUGUCAAGGAGGCAGUCAACAUAAAGGUGCUGUUUGACAUCAGUAAACGAUUUUCCUGGUUUGUUCUGUACAUUUUUUUUCCCCCCUUUUACAUAAUAUUGCCCACACUUCCAUUUAAUAAAGAUGUAAAAUUGUAAACAUUUUAUAGGUAAAUAUAAAUUUGUCUUGAAACUAAAUGCUUGCAAAAACACUUAUAUUUUUUUUUAGUUAUUCAACCCUCUUACAAACAGAAGACGAUGCUUGACAUUUCCCUCUUCAUGUAAAUCAGAAGGUGUUUUGGGGCCUUAGACUGAUUUUGAGCUUCUCUACUCCUCAUUCCUGCUAAGAGAGGAGUUUCUGUAAGACCUUAGCAGUUCAACUGAGAAAUUCUGGAUUUGACUUGAAUUUUGUGAAGGAAAGUGCUGCAGACCAGUGGAGGCUUUGAAGUCCUGGCCCAAAGUCUGUGAAACACAAGCCGAGAUCGAAUUUGGCAAAUAGUUGAAGGACCUGAAGCAUUUUAGGAGGGGUAGCCACUCAGUGUCACAAUACCUUGUCACAUCACCAUAACAUUCCACUUAGGUGUAGAACUCAUCUGUCUCGAGCUGAAGACAAUGUUCAUGCACUGAAGACGAAAUCUGUCUCUCUUAGCUGAACAAAUGGCAGUUAUUCUACGCUUGAUUA